Oncorhynchus tshawytscha (Chinook salmon) is the source of this 3566-nucleotide messenger RNA. RefSeq names its product triple functional domain protein-like. The coding region runs from base 324 to 3566 and encodes 1080 amino acids. Gene Ontology annotation, biological process: axon guidance. Gene Ontology annotation, molecular function: guanyl-nucleotide exchange factor activity; protein binding. The record is from RefSeq and is a predicted model, not a curated record. NCBI's taxonomy places the organism in Eukaryota, Metazoa, Chordata, Actinopteri, Salmoniformes, Salmonidae. Gene Ontology annotation, cellular component: cytoplasm. The transcript has 21 exons.
AUCGCCCGUCCUCUGUCUGCACGUUUCCGAAGUCUCUCGGAGAUUCACCGAACAUAGACCCAUCCCUUCCCGAAUCCCGUGCCCCUCUGCCCCCCUCCACAACGACUCUCCUUUCGACUCGGAGGAGGAACCCGGCGGCCGCCCAGCUGUGCAUUUGUAGCUAUUACCCAAGAUGGAGGUUUGCUGAUGGCAGUAGCAUCUAGGAGCGAUCCUGCCCGCCCCUGUGUCUUGGCCGACGCUUUCCGAAAGCGAACAGAUUUUUUAUAUUGAUAACGUUGGCAGGAAUUACCCCACCGCAUUGGGAAUUUAGUUGGGCCACCAUCAUGAGCUCUGGGGACGGAGCGGAGGAGACGUCAAAGGACGCGGCCGAUAUAGCGGCGUUCUUUAAAUCUGAUGGUUCCCUCCCAAAAGAGCCCAAAGGAGACUUGUCCAGUCAGCUACCAGGUUUUCGUAAAAAUGAAGACAUGAGAGCGAUGGAGGUGUUGCCUAUUCUAAAGGAAAAAGUUGCCUUCUUAUCAGGGGGCAGAGACAGACGUGGUGGUCCAGUGUUAACGUUUCCAUCACGCAGUAAUCACGACAGAAUACGAGCUGACGACCUCCGAACUCUCAUAGCAUACCUUGCUGGCAUCCCCAAUGAGGAGGUGAUCCAGCAUGGCUUCACAGUCAUAGUAGACAUGCGAGGCAGUAAAUGGGACAGUAUCAAAUCUCUACUGAAGAUCCUCCAGGAGUCGUUCCCCUGCUGUAUACAUAUAGCGCUCAUCAUCAAACCAGACAACUUCUGGCAGAAACAACGCACCAACUUCGGCAGCUCCAAGUUUGAAUUUGAGACCACCAUGGUGUCGUUGGAGGGUCUAUCUAAGGUGGUUGACCCCUCCCAGCUGACCUCUGACUUCGAGGGAAGUCUAGAAUACAACCAUGACGAAUGGAUCGAGGUGCGGGUUGCGUUUGAGGAGUUUACGGGGCACGCGGGUCACAUGUUGUCGAGGCUGGAGGAGAUGCAGGAGGUGGUGGCGAGGAAAGACUUCCCCACGGACCUGGACGGGGCGCGGCGCAUGAUAGAGGAACACGCCACGCUGAAGAAGAAGGUCAUCAAAGCUCCUAUAGAGGAACUGGAUACAGAGGGACAGAGGUUGCUGCAGCGUAUCCAGAGCAGUGAGUCGUACAGGAACUCUAACGCCAGCGGUGUGUGUAACGCUGACACCCAGGGGCUGGUGCCACGCGUCGCCACCCUGCUGGACAAACUCCACAGCACACGACAACACCUCCACCAGGCCUGGCACAUCAGGAAACUCCAGCUGGACCAGUGUUUCCAGCUCCGCCUCUUCGAACAGGAUGCUGAGAAGAUGUUUGAUUGGAUAAUGGCCAACAAGGGUCUGUUCCUGGCCGGCUACACCGAGAUCGGCAACAACCACCCACACGCCAUGGAGCUACAGACGCAGCACAACCACUUUGCUAUGAACUGCAUGAAUGUGUAUGUGAACAUCAACAGGAUAAUGUCAGUGGGUAACAGGCUAUUGGAGUCUGGUCACUAUGCCUCGGUGCAGAUUAAACAGAUCUCAGGUCAGCUGGAAGCGGAGUGGAAAGCCUUCGCUGCGGCCCUGGACGAACGCAGCACACUGCUGGAGAUGUCUGCCGCCUUCCACCAGAAAUGUGACCAGUACAUGGGUAAUGUGGACUCGUGGUGUAAAGCGUGCGGAGAGGUGGAUCUACCCUCGGAGCUCCAGGACCUAGAGGAUGCUAUCCACCACCACCAGGGCCUCUACGAACACAUCACUGCUGCCUACUCAGAGGUAAACAGCACUGCUGCAUACCCAGAGGUCAGUCAGGACGGUAAGGCCCUAUUGGAUAAGCUCCAGCGCCCUCUGACCCCGGGAGGGGCUGAUUCGCUAACGGCCUCGGCCAACUACAGCAAGGCGGUGCACCAUGUGCUGGAUGUGAUACACGAGGUGCUGCACCACCAGAGACAACUGGAGAAUAUCUGGCAACACCGCAAAGUCCGCCUGCACCAGAGGCUCCAGCUGUGUGUGUUCCAGCAAGACGUACAGCAGGUUCUGGACUGGAUAGAGAACCACGGGGAGGCGUUCCUCAGUAAACACACAGGCGUUGGGAAGUCCCUCCAUCGAGCCAGAGCGCUACAGAAACGACACGAGGACUUCGAGGAGGUCGCCCAGAACACCUAUACUAACGCUGACAAGCUGCUGGAGGCAGCAGAGCAGCUGGCCCAGACAGGAGAGUGUGACCCAGAGGAGAUCUACCAGGCAGCCCACCAGCUGGAGGACCGUAUCCAGGACUUUGUCAGGAGGGUGGAGCAACGCAAAGUCCUGCUGGACAUGUCUGUCGCCUUCCACACACACGUCAAAGAGCUGUGGACGUGGCUGGAGGAGCUGCAGAAGGAGCUGUUAGAUGAUGUGUAUGCUGAGUCUGUGGAGGCGGUGCAGGAUCUGAUCAAACGCUUCAGCCAGCAGCAGCUGACCAUCCUGCAGGUCACUGUCAACGUCAUCAAGGAGGGAGAGGACCUCAUCCAGCAGCUCAGGGACUCUGCUAUCUCCAGUAACAAGACUCCCCACAACAGCUCCAUCAACCACAUAGAGAGUGUGUUACUGCAGCUGGACGAGGCCCAGGCUCAGAUGGAGGAGCUGUUUCAGGAGAGGAAGAUCAAACUAGAACUCUUCCUACAACUACGCAUCUUUGAAAGGGACGCCAUCGAUAUCAUCUCAGACCUGGAGUCGUGGAACGAGGAGUUGACUGUUCAGAUGAGUGAGUUUGAUACAGAGGACCUGACCCUGGCAGAACAGAGACUCCAGCACCACGCUGACAAGGCCCUGACCAUGAACAACCUGACCUUUGACGUCAUCCACCAGGGACAGGAACUGCUGCAGUACGUCAACGAAGUACAGGCCUCUGGUGUAGAGUUGCUGUGUGACAGGGAUGUGGACAUGGCUACUCGUGUUCAGGACCUGCUGGAGUUCCUUCAUGAGAAGCAGCAGGAGUUGGAUGUCGCAGGCGAACAACACAGGAGGCACCUGGAGCAGUGUGUACAGCUGAGACACCUACAGGCCGAAGUCAAACAGGUCCUAGGAUGGAUCCGUAAUGGGGAGUCUAUGUUGAAUGCUGGUCUGAUCACAGCUAGUUCUCUACAGGAAGCAGAACAGCUACAGAGAGAACACGAACAGUUCCAGCAUGCCAUUGAGAAAACCCACCAAAGUGCUCUGCAGGUGCAGCAGAAGGCUGAGGUGUUACUGCAGGCCAACCAUUAUGACAUGGACCUGAUCAGAGACUGUGCUGAGAGUGUAGCGUCCCACUGGCAGCAGCUCAUGUUGAAGAUGGAGGACAGGCUGAAACUGGUCAACGCCUCUGUAGCCUUCUACAAGACCUCUGAACAGGUGUGCAGUGUGUUGGAGAGCCUGGAGCAGGAGUAUAAGAGGGAAGAGGACUGGUGUGGCAUUAUGGGAGCUGUAGUUUAUGUACUGUAUAUAUCUGACUGGAACAGGUGUGCAGUGUGUUGGAGAGCCUGGAGCAGGAGUAUAAGAGGGAAGAGGACUGGUGUGGCAUUAUGGGAGCUGUAG